GCGAGAUGACAAACUGCCAUUGGAGGGCUGAAGAAGAACACUGACGCGUCAUAUGGUUUCUGAAUAGAUCACUGACUUAAUUAUUAUUAUUAUUAAGUAUCUUAAUGAACUUGCACGUGCUGUGCUUUCUCGUGUAGUCGCGGUUUAAAGUGUAAUGCUGUAUCCUUUAGUGGAGCCAGUGCAGAGUUAGCUGACAUUACUGCAGGUGAGUGACAUGAACAUGGGAUCCAAAGGCAAAAAGAAAAUGGUUCUGCCAACUCGACCUGACCUGCCAUCAGUGGAACAGAUCAUCGAGGACAUAAACCGAGCCGAGCCCAAUGAUCCGGUCUUCAGGCUACAAAUACAUAAUGAAGCAGGAUCACAUAGCAGCGAAGAAGUGGAGGCCCGCUACUUGCAAAGCCGACAUUAUCUGGAGCUGAACGAGGGGCUACAGGGGGCUCGUGUUGAACUAACACGGAGAAGAGAUGAACUCAAGAUGGUGGGCGAGUCGUUAGAACAAAGUGUGGCAGCGGUGAAGGGCAGAGCACUCUGACUGGUCUUCAUGUGCUCCUGGGGGACCACAUGGAAUGAUAAUAUGGGGGCUUUGGAAGUAUUUCAGUGCCUGAAUCUUUUCAUGAUAUUACUUUGCAUGUAAAUUCACCCUCCAUGGACAUUUCCGAGAUCCAAAGGAACUUUGAAAAAAUAAAGUUGAAGGAAAAAGUUCAUGUUUUGGGGAAGACUAUAAUGUAGGAAAACCAAAGGGAUGCUCUUUGUGCCUAACAUCCUACACCAUCAUUUCCUUAAUGCUGCUCAGUCAUGCUGUGUCUUAACAAUAUACUGUUAUCAUAAUAGCCUACAACAUUACUAUCUUUCUAAUUGCGCAGUUUGGGCAUGAUACAGAUUAAAUCCUUUGUCUUCUCUCUGUGGAAUAUCAAGUCUUAUAUUUGUGACCUUUACUGUCAACUGUAUCUAUUAGUAGUAAUGAAGUGAGAUUGCAUUAAUUUUGUUCACUUGGUGCUACGAAAGUUCAUAAUAUUAUAAUGUAUACAGAAUAUGUUGAAGAUUUAGCAAGGCUAGAUAUGAAGUCAAGUUCUGUUUAAAAUUCAUAGACUGCAAUAAAUACAUAUGUCCACACGGGCAGUCGAACUGAGUGGAUGAAAAGAAGAAAGAGAAAGGUGAAAAGGAAAUUCACACGGAAGUUUAAUGUGAACAUUUAUUAUGGAAAUCAACCAUUGUCUGUCACUGUAUAAUACUGUUGGUCUCGAAUACAUUCAGAGUUUAGAGUUUGGCAAAAUAGCUGAACAUUUCGGUGUACAACAGUGCUCGGAGAUGGUUUUAAAGGUUUCACUCCAAAUUAGUAUAAUCGAGAACACCAAUUCCUUGAAAAUGUUUCACUUAUGGACCUGUGCUUCAUUUCUGUACCUCUACUGAAUGAGAAAUAAAGGAACUUUUUUUUGUUGCAGAA
Messenger RNA from Hemibagrus wyckioides, 1444 nucleotides. It is a transcript of the gene lg10h19orf25, whose product is annotated as linkage group 10 C19orf25 homolog. The record is from RefSeq and is a predicted model, not a curated record. NCBI's taxonomy places the organism in Eukaryota, Metazoa, Chordata, Actinopteri, Siluriformes, Bagridae. The transcript has 2 exons. The coding region runs from base 215 to 532 and encodes 105 amino acids.